Messenger RNA from Dicrocoelium dendriticum, 987 nucleotides. The record is from the annotation of a GenBank genome assembly. Lineage: Eukaryota; Metazoa; Platyhelminthes; Trematoda; Plagiorchiida; Dicrocoeliidae.
AUGGGUAGAUGUGCUGCUGACCAGUCUUUCAAGGCAGAGCAACACGACACCAUUCACUCAUUGGACAAAGAUAACAUAUUCUCGGUUGGAGAAUUGCCGGUGUCUUCCAAGCAAGGUAUUUUUCAACAGUAUACGCGCACGCAUAUGUGCACGUGGUACAGCGCUUACCGAAUUACUGUAAAUUGGCAUAAUGUCACAGUUAUACAUGAAAAACGAUCCUAUAUAUGUGGGGGCUGUGGCAAAUCGUUCACUCAAAAAAGCAUUUUACACGCACAUCUCAGAACUGUUCAUUUCGAUCAACGUGCCCAUGUCUGUGGGUAUUGUAAGAGAGCUUUCUCCCAUAAUAAUGACCUUCAGACCCACCUAGCCUCUAUCCACUUGAAACAACGACUUCGUGUAUGUGAACAUUGUGGCAGAUCGUUUGCUUCCAAUUGGAUUAUGCGAAAUCACGUCAAAUCUGUUCAUUUGAGGCAGGGACCCUACAGAUGCGACCAUUGUGGUAGAUGCUUCCCUCAGAAGAGCAAUCUGAAGCGACACGUUGAUACAGUACAUCUAAACGUACGUCCCCAUGCAUGUGGCUGUUGUGGUAAAUCAUUUCCUUUAAAGAACGCGUUGCAAAGGCACAUCAGUUCUGUUCAUUUAGCACAACGCCCCUAUACAUGCGAGCAGUGUGGCAAGUCGUUUUCUGAAAAUGCCAAACUGCAAAAACAUCUCAGAUCUUUACAUUCGAAAGUUGGCCGCUCAGCUUCGAAUGAUAACACAGUUGCACAAGUGGAAUCGAAGCAGAAGGGAAACGUGCAAGUCUCCUCGUGAUGUGGCGAUGGCCUGCAAUACAUGAGGUGUUCUUGGAAUGCUGUUCGUCAGUACCGUGAGCUCCGAAUGUGAAUGAAUACAUGCGGAAACGCAACGUUUACGUGCACUUGGCUCUUUACGAACACAUUGGCAGACGGAGAAUGAUGGACCCCAUGAAUACGCCUACAGUCCUCC